CCUAUUUAAGGCCGUCCCUGGCGUCCCCACGGUGUCCCCGAUGUCCCCGACGGCCCCGGCCAUGGCCGGGCCCCGGCUGCCCUCGGCCCUCGGGCUCCUGCUGCUCUGCCUCUGCCUGCCAGAUCCAGGCGCUGCCGACGACUGCGAAUCGGGAUCCCGCUUGGCCCCGCUGAUGGCCGGAGUGGAUCCCUGCAAGGAUCCCGCGGGAUUCCUCAGCCCCCAGCUGCCCAGAGACGGGGCCGGAUCCCCCGGGGGAUCCUACAGUGACUCGGGAUCUUAUGGGGGUGGCCCGGGAUCCUCUGGAGGAUCGGGAUCCUAUGGGAUCAAGUCGGGAUCCUAUGGGGGCAGCUCGGGAUCCUAUGGGGGAUCGGGAUCCUCCGGGGGAUCGGGAGCAUUCCCAGGACGAGGGAGCGGAUCGGGAUCCUACGUGUCCCCGGGAUCGAGCGGAGGCAAGCCGGGAUCCUACGGCAGCAGGCCGGGAUCCCCCGGGGAUGGCUCGGGAUCAUUUGUCUCGCCGGGAUCCGGUGGGCCGCCGGGAUCCUACGGACUGGUGCCCUACGGGAGUGGAUUCGGAUCGGGGAGCUACGGCCCGCAAGGGGGAAGUGGAUCGGGAUCCUAUGGGGGACUGGGAUCCUACGGGGGAUCCAGUUCAGGAGCCUAUGGAAGCAGCUCAGGAUCGGGCAGACCGGGAUCCCAAGGGGGAUUUGGAUCCGGAUCGGGAUCGGGCAGACCAGGAUCCCAAGGGGGAUUUGGUUCCGGAUCGGGAUCAGGCAGACCAGGAUCCCAAGGGGGAUUUGGAUCAGGAUCAGGAUCAGGAUCAGGAUCAGGCAGACCUGGAUCCCAAGGGGGAUUUGGUUCCGGAUCAGGAUCGGGCAGACCUGGAUCCCAAGGGGGAUUUGGAUCCGGAUCGGGAUCGGGCAGACCUGGAUCCCAAGGGGGAUCUGGAUCAGGAUCAGGAUCAGGAUCAGGAUCAGGAUCAGGAUCAGGCAGACCUGGAUCCCAAGGGGGAUUUGGAUCAGGAUCAGGCAGGCCUGGAUCCCAUGGGGGAAGUGGAUCGGGAUCAGGCAGACCUGGAUCCCAUGGGGGAAGCGGAUCGGGAUCGGGCAGACCUGGAUCUCAGGGGGGCAGCGGGUCCCAAGGAGGCAGCGGAUCGGGUUCCUAUGGGGGCAGCUCAGGAUCCUAUGGGGGCAGCUCAGGAUCCUACGGGCUCUCUGAGUCCUACGGGGAUGAUUCGGGUUUCUACGGGGGAUCGGGAUCCUAUGGGGGGGAUUCGGGGUCCUACGGGGGUGGAUCAGGGUCCUAUGGGGGCGGAUCAGGAUCUUAUGGGGGUGGAUUGGGAUCCCAUGGGAGACCAGGAUCCUAUGGGAGACCGGGAUCCUAUGGGAGACCGGGAUCCUAUGGGGGUGGAUCGGGAUCUUAUGGGGGAUCGGGGUCCUAUGGGGGUGGAUCAGGGUCCUACGGGGGUGGAUCGGGAUCUUAUGGGGGAUCGGGAUCUUAUGGGGGUGGAUCAGGCUCCUAUGGAGGACCAGGAUCCUACGAGGGUGGAUCAGGAUCCUAUGGGGGGUCAGGAUCUUAUGGGGGAUUGGGCUCCUACGGUGGGUCGGGGUCCCAGGGGGGCUCCCAGCGCCCCCUGUACAAGAACCCCGGGAUCCCCUUCGUGCCGGGGCUGCGGGAUCCAGCCCGGAUCGGUGGCUACAUCCCUGUGCGCCGCGGCCCCACCACGGGAUCGGGAUCCACUCACGGCUCCAGCGCGGGAUCCGGCUCGGGGACGGCGACCGGGACCUAUGGCUCGGGAUCCCAAGGGGGAUCCCAAGGGGGAUCCGGGAGGGGAUCUGGGGGGGGAUCCGGGGCAGGAUCUGACCAAGCCCAGUCCGGCUGCGGGGGCUGUGACGAGUAGGGGGCACCUGGAGCCCCCCCGGUCCCAUUCACGCGCCCUAAUAAAGUCCUUGCAGCUCGG
Cygnus olor (mute swan) is the source of this 1957-nucleotide messenger RNA. RefSeq names its product glycine-rich cell wall structural protein 1.8-like. The transcript has 2 exons. The record is from RefSeq and is a predicted model, not a curated record. Lineage: Eukaryota; Metazoa; Chordata; Aves; Anseriformes; Anatidae. Bases 41 to 1897 code for a protein of 618 amino acids.